AUGUCUUCAGGAGAUCUUGCAAAUGUUGAUGUGCUUAUUAUCGGCGCUGGGCCCUCAGGACUCAUGCUAGCAACAUGGAUGGCUCGUUUGGGUAUCAAAACUCGCAUAGUAGACAAGCGUUUCGACAGGAUAAACAGCAAGCCGAUGGUCUGCAAAGCAGAACCUUCGAAAUUUUCGAUUCCCUGGGUUUUGGCCAAGACAUUUGGCAACCCCGACGAGCAGCGCAAGUUAUACCGAUCAGACAUGAUUGUAGACACCGUGCCUGGACUUAGCCGAUUCCAACAGGCAACGCUCCAUCAAGCAAGAGUUGAAGAAUAUCUCCUGAGCUACAUUGAGAAGUAUAGUGACUUGAAGGUGGAAUAUGGGGUUAUGCCAGAAUCCCUUGAUAUCGAUACCGACAAAGUCGAGAGCGACGGUUACCCUGUUUCAGUUACCCUUCGAAGCUUACCCAGACCCGGCCCAGAGUCCCAAGUGUCACUUGACGUGGAGGACUCGAAGAUUCCCAACGGCCUCCAUAGAAGUAAUCUCACCGCUGAUACUACAGAUGCUCUGUUGCAGGAUGCUCAAGCUGCAGAUGGGACUUGUGCGACGAAGAUCAAGGCCAAGUAUGUAGUCGGCUGCGAUGGUGCGCACUCUUGGACGCGGCGCCAGAUCGGAUGCGUGAUGGAGGGCGAUCACUCGGAUUUCAUCUGGGGCGUUCUGGAUAUCAUCCCGAUCACGGACUUCCCCGACAUCAGAUAUCGUUGCGCUAUUCACUCUGCAUCUGGGAGUAUGAUGAUUAUUCCUCGAGAGAAUAAGUAUGUCAGGUUAUAUAUCCAAGUUACUGAAGUAGACGAAAAGGGCAAGCCAGUUGACAGAUUCGACAUCACCCCCUCAAAUCUACUUGAUGCUGCAAACAGGAUUCUUAGUCCGUACAAGAUCACCUACAACCACUGUCAUUGGUGGACUGCAUAUCGCAUAGGACAGAGAGUUGGCUCUAAGUUUAGUGCUCAUGACUGUGUCUUCCUCGCUGGCGAUGCAGUCCAUACGCAUAGCCCGAAGGCAGGUCAGGGCAUGAAUAUCAGUAUGCAUGACACAUACAAUCUUGGGUGGAAAGUGGCCUCGGUUGUGAAAGGCUGGGCGAACCGUUCAUUGCUUAAGACAUACAGCACUGAACGGCAGCAGGUUGCGAGAGAGUUGAUUGAAUUUGAUCGAAAAUUCUCUCAUCUUUUCUCAGGUCGGCCUGCUGAGCAUAUAAUGGACAAAGAAGGUGUCGAUCUCAAAACAUUCAAGCAGGUUUUUGAGAAAGGCAACUUGUUCUCCAGCGGCUGCGUGGUAGAUUAUGCAUCAAGCCUCAUCGUUACAAAGCCAGCGGUUACAAAAACUGCAGUAGAAGAUGGUGGAACCCCAUUGGUGGGCAAGCAGGCACUUGCACCCAAUAUCCCUAUAGGUAUGCGAAUACCGAGCCAUAAGAUUCUCAACCAGUCAGACGGCAGGCCAUGGCACCUCCAAGAACUGCUACCAAGCAAUGGACAGUGGAGAGUUAUCGUUUUCGCCGGAGACUUGCUUGAUCAUGCCCAGUCUCUACGAUUGUCAAACCUUGGGAUGGAAUUACGUUCACCUAACUCUUUCCUCAACCGAUUUCGGCCCAAGGAUAACGAAUCUUCCCUCAGCUCCUUCUUUGAGGUUCUCACCAUUCACUCGUCACCGAGGCAGAAAGUGGAUCUCCUUUCCCUACCAGAAAUAUUUCAUCCUUACUCCUCGGAAUACGGCUGGGAUUAUAACAAAGUCUAUGUUGAUGAUAUGUCAUAUCAUGAAGGACACGGCCAAGCAUAUCAGAACUACGGCAUUGAUCUACAAAAAGGCUGCGUUGUUAUUGUUCGGCCGGAUCAAUAUGUCAGCUGGAUCGGAGAGCUGGAAGAUGUGGCCGAUAUGAAUCGACUCUUCGAGGGCAUAUUUGUAUCAUCCCCUAAGCUGCCAUGA
This is a messenger RNA of Clonostachys rhizophaga, 1962 nucleotides long. The record is from the annotation of a GenBank genome assembly. Lineage: Eukaryota; Fungi; Ascomycota; Sordariomycetes; Hypocreales; Bionectriaceae.